UAAUACACGUCUCCACAAGUACAGCGAGUGUGUAUUUACAAAGGUUAUCUACACGUAGCUUCCACGAUGUUGCUUCCAUCUUUCGGUAUCUACCUCUGAGAAACUAUGGCAGAUAUUUGUAGCAAGUUGACGAUAACUCUUCUUUUUGUGAACACACUGACAACGCAAACUCAGUCCGCCAAAAAUGGAAACCCAUUUGAUGUGACCCUGAGUCAGAGCCACCCAACUCAUCACAUCUCCUAUGAGGAUGCCGUAGCUACCUUGGAUCGCUCCGAACCCCCCGUUGAAAUGACAUGGAUCAUAAGGACCGAUGAGAACAUGCGCUUGCAGGUGAACUUCCACAGCUUCAGACUACUUAAAUUAUACUCCGUUCUCAUGUUUGGUGACGGCACGCAACCUGUUGAUGAUAUCUACGGUGUGUCCUUCACCAAGCUAGCUGGAUUCAGUGACUCUGAUCGACCAAGUACAGUUAUAUCCUUGACCCAUUCACUCUGGAUUCGGUUCCGGUCUCACAUUACGAAGGCCGAUUGGUCGUAUGAAUUCAUCAUUGAUGUGGAGAGGAUCCACUCUGGUGUCGACGACUUGAGGCUAACUUCGGACAGUCCGACUGCAUCGAUAACAUCCCCGAAUUACCCGAACAAGUACCCGAACAACAGCUACCGACUCUGGACGGUCCAAGCACCUGUGGGAUCGGUGAUCAAUGUCACCGUGGAAGCUUUCGAUCUCGUGUCUGACAACCAUCAUCUGCUUAUCGGCGACACGACUGAUCGUUUCGUGAACAGCGGCAUAACCACGUGGGUCCGGUGGACUGGGAAGAAACCAGAUGAUGACGUGUUAGGAAUAUUCCAUUAUCGCUCACAGGGGCCGUCCAUCCAUGUGCUCUUCACCACUUCCUACAAGUCCGGAGGGACGGGAUUUUCACUCGAGCUUUGUGCUUAUUUUGAAACCCCUGUCACCACGCAGCCUACAACAUCUACUAUUGCUCAUUCUACAACCGGCGAUAUCGAAUCAUCUCCCCCAAGAUGUGUCUGCGCCUCCACACCCCUUACCGCCAUCACCACCAAUACCACUACCGAAGAAGAACCCCCGGGAUCGCAUCCAGUUGCUACGGACUCGCUGCCUACCGAGAUGAUGGGGUCAGCUAAGGAGCAACGAGAGUGUCGAAGAAACGAAUUUUUCGGUUUUCGGUUUAUCCUUGUGAUCGUGGCAGUGGUUCUUGUACUUGUCUUCCUUUCUGCUGCUGCCGGGUGUUAUUUCCAGAGACGAAUGAACGUCAACAAACUGUUGAUCACCAUCGAUAAGAAGCCGGAUCCUCGUGUUCGGACGCAAAUUUGGUCCGCGGUCCAACCGGUCGGAAAGUUUGAUUCAGAUAUGAGCAACGCCCUACAUGAAGAAGCCGACUUGGUGGCGGAUAUUUUCCCAUACGGUCCGAUAUUUUAUGGCCGCCCUUCCUCAAGUUGCUUCUCGUACAAAGGUCGAAUGGAUGACUUCGGUUACCAGUUAACCGAAACGGUGGAGGCUAGCAGCCCGGGUUACAGUCCCGCGCUGAUUCAUACGUAUUUCGAUGAGCAUCUCAUACCGGAUAGGCGGAUAGCCGAGUUCAAAACCUACGGCAAGGCGUAACCGUAAUAAAGAUAUUUCGUCACAUCUUCCAUCUUUCCAAUAGUAAUUUUUGCUUUGAAAUCUAAGGUUUAAAAAAGAAUUACUUCUUAUUCUUUCAAGCUGACUUUCUGCUACACAUAUCUUUUUGCCUCGUUUAGAAAGAAAUGUUGGGACCAACUUCAGUUGAAACUAUCCAAUGUAGUAUAAGAAACUGCUAUGAUGAUUGAUUUUGUUUUUUAUCGUCCAAAUAAAUGGAAAUGUUUACAAAGUAUAUAACAUCAAGCAUAAAUCAAUCGAAUAAACUUCAAAUUACACAUUACUCAUUAAUCACCCAGUAAGUCAUAUUAAUAAUUUAAGCUUAAUCUUUAUAGAAUCAACACUAAAAUUCAAAACAAUGAAUUAUAAUUUUAAUUCUAACUAUAUUAUGAUCACAUGAUCUCAUCAAUGAAUGUAUAUUUAAUUUCAUUAUUCAUAUACAUGUA
Messenger RNA from Strongylocentrotus purpuratus (purple sea urchin), 2084 nucleotides. RefSeq lists its product as uncharacterized. The coding region runs from base 106 to 1623 and encodes 505 amino acids. The record is from RefSeq and is a predicted model, not a curated record. The transcript is spliced from 7 exons. Lineage: Eukaryota; Metazoa; Echinodermata; Echinoidea; Camarodonta; Strongylocentrotidae. Gene Ontology annotation, molecular function: serine-type endopeptidase activity.